GAGCCGGAGAGCGAGCGCGGCUGCAGCCGGCGGCAUGGCUAGCACGGCUUCGGAGAUCAUCGCCUUCAUGGUCUCCAUCUCAGGCUGGGUACUGGUGUCCUCCACGCUGCCCACCGACUACUGGAAGGUGUCUACCAUCGACGGCACGGUCAUCACAACCGCCACCUAUUGGGCCAACCUGUGGAAGGCGUGCGUUACCGACUCCACGGGCGUCUCCAACUGCAAGGACUUCCCCUCCAUGCUGGCGCUGGACGGUCUGCAUCCCCGCGGCCCCCGCCCUCAGCCCUCCUUCCUUGAUGGCCAGCCCGCUAGGCGCCCUCUCGCCCCCAAUACCCCCAGCGGGACCCCUAGACUGGACUCCUCUGAGGCCCGACCCGUCUCUCCCAACAGGGCCUUAGGGAGCCAGGGACGCUCCUGGUGCCCGCCCUCUCCUGAUGGCUGUCUCGCGGGGCGCCUGUUCGAGCCUGGGACCCCGGGAGGGGGGACACGCAGACAGGCCCGGGUUGGUGACUCCCAGGCGUCGGGGGAUGGGGAAGCUUUGCGGUCCUGAGAGUCAAGGAAGCGGCUGCCCUCCCCCACCCCCCAUAUCUUGGGGACCGCUGGGACCCAGAGUUCAUGCUGCAGGGGCUUGUCUCCUCCACCUCCCUCCCCUACGUUCCCCGAAGGCUGGGUUCUGAUAAAAAUGGUGUCAUUGCAAGCCAAAUCCGUUUGUCCUGACCUCCCUUGAGCCAUUUCGUUGGUUCUUUUAAAAGUAGGCGGGGGUGGGGGUUGAGAGGUUGGAAGCGGGAAAACAUAUUGCAGAAUUUGUUGUUGUUAUUGUUUCCCUUUAAAGAGCUUCUACAAACUUGUCUGCCUAGGCAACACUACAAACACUUCCUCCGAGUUUUAGGAAAAUAAUAGCCCUUGCGGUGCCGCGAUGAGUCCGCAGAGGGUAGGGAAUCUUGGGCCGUGAGAGCGUGGCGCCGGGAGCUGACCAGUUCUGCAUCCGAGUCCCCGGUGCCUGCUGCUGUCCUGGGUUGUUCCUUUGUGGAGGUUCACCUGCGUUGCUCUGGUUAGUCAGGCCUUAUGCUGGUAGCAGCUGGUGGAUAUUCACACAGAACUCUGGCUCUGUUGAGUUUCAAGACAACAGCCGAUGUCAGCCCGGUCCCAUUGAUUGCUCAAGUUCUAGGCCCGUUGCUUCCAGGAUUUUACAGCAAACGAAUCCUGGCAGAAACUUAAGAGGAGUUAUUUACAUUACAUAUUUCUAGAUUUGAGGUGUUUUUUUCUUUUAUUACCGCACUUGCAGGUUUUGUUUACAUAGCUGGGUAAAUGAAAGAAAAUAGUUGAUUCCUCUAAGAUGGGGUUUGCCACGAAGAGCAAACUGUUGCUCAACGUGGUAUUUGAUGGAACCUCCGUAUAAGGAAUACGCAUCUAGUUUUAGAAGGGUGGCGCCCGGGUCCGUGUCCUGUUCGGUAAAAUAAGCAGCCGGAACAGUGUUUAUUCCCCAGCAUUACCGUUGAAUUUCCUGUGGUUUGUAGAGCACGCAUCCAGGUAGAUGAACAGGCAUUCUCUUGUUCCUGUGAUUUAUAGUCAGCAAUGUGUUACUGUCCUCUGAACACUCUUCUGUUGUAACUCUAUUGUUCUCUGAGAUAGUGUGCCAGAUAGGUACGCUUCCUUCUGUAGGACAGUUGGGGGACAAGGGAGAGAAGGAAAUGAAUGCUCUAUGAAUAUUAUUAAGUGCAGAAUAAUAAAGUUUUCUCCUACAUGUCUGCAGUGAGAGUGGAGGUGGUACCAUACCUGUUUGGGGGCAGAUCGGGCCGGGAGUGAAGAGGAAGUAGGAAUAGUUGUCCUGGUUAGCUGGGAGGAGAACAGAGAGGAGUGACAUUUUUAUGCCAUCCAGCUUGCAAAAUGGCCUUCCUGUGUGCUCAUGUGACUAAAAAAUGACUUUUAAAAACAUAAAUGGCAUGACACUACCUACUGUUGUACAACACUUUAAAAUCAAUGUAUUUUUCCAAGUCAGUACUUAAUAGAAGUGACUUGACUCUGUGUAACUGCUGCAUGGUAUAUUCAUUAGACUGCAUAAAAUGGCUUAGUUAACCAUAGAUCCAUUGUGGACAUUGGACCUUUUCCAGCUUUUCUUUGUUGGUGGUGCUUUACUGAAAAUCUUAUAUUCACCUCUUUGUAUGUGUGUGUAUUUCUGUAGACUCCAUUCCACUGAGAAAUGGUAUCGUAAGAGCAGUAGAAUACACGUGCAUUUUAAUAUUCAGUUCAUACUGUCAAAUUACUUUCCACUGACAGUGUAUGAGAAUACCUGCUUCUCCACAUUCUCACCACUCUGUGUUAAUCCAGUUUUUUUUUUUUUUUUUUUUGAGACGGAGUUUUGCUCUUGUUGCCUAGGCUGGAGUGCAGUGGCACAAUCUCAGCCGACUGCAACCUCCGCCUCCCAGGUACAAGUGAUUCUCCUGUCUCAGCCUCCCAAGUAGCUGGGAUUACAGGCAUGUGCCACCAUGCCCGGCUAAUUUUUUUUGCAUUUAGUAGAGACAGGGUUUCACCAUGUUAGGCUGAUCGCGAACUCCUGAACUCAGGUCAUCCACCCUCCUCGGCCUCCCAAAGUGCCGGGAUUACAGGUGUGCGCCACCGCGCCCAGCCAUCUUAUCAUUUUAGUUGGCAUUUCCCUUAUUGCCGUGGUCAAAAUCACUGGUUAUAAAAAUGGUCAAAACUCACUGACCGUUUUUUUUUCUCUUUUGUGAAUUGGCAUCCAUAUCUUAGGCCCAUGGUUCUGUUGUUUCUUUGUGGUUUCGAUGAUUUGUCAGUCCUUGAUUUGUUAUGUAGGUUGCAAUCUCACACCAUUGUUCAUCUUUUAAAUUUAUGAUGCCUUUUCUCACACAGGACUUUGAAAUUUGUAAUAGAAUCAUAUUUAUCAGCCUGUUUUUUUGAUGACUUUCCUUCUGUGGCUUAAGAUGGCAUUUCUUACCGCAAAACAAACUUACUUUUCUGUAUCUCUCAGAAUAACAUCUUGGAGGGUUAAAUCAUGCAACUGUGUUUUCCUGUGGAGGGGAGUUGAUUCCCCCACCUGCAAGUGGAAGCUUCCAGGGUAGGGGCCCUCUGUUUGUCCUCUACCUUGCAUUCCCAGGUCAGCCACAUCUGGUGGGUGCUGGUCCUGACAUUGCCUUUGGAGAAAGUGGCCAUGGUGGCCUGAGUGGAACAGCCCUCCCCUUAAACCCAGGGGAGUUUAUCCCCUGCUCUUUGCUCUCCAUUUCAGAAAAUCUGGCCAAUGAUCGUCCUUGUAAAUUGCCUUCUUUGUGCAUGCGCAAAAUUAACAAGUUAUGGCUGCUGUUCAUGCUGGAGAAAGGUUAUAUACAGGCAUGUAGAGGACUUAUGAUCGCUGCUGUCAGCCUGGGCUUCUUUGGUUCCAUAUUUGCGCUCUUUGGAAUGAAGUGUACCAAAGUCGGAGGCUCCGAUAAAGCCAAAGCUAAAAUUGCUUGUUUGGCUGGGAUUGUAUUCAUACUGUCAGGGCUGUGCUCAAUGACUGGAUGUUCCCUAUAUGCAAACAAAAUCACAACGGAAUUCUUUGAUCCUCUCUUUGUUGAGCAAAAGUAUGAAUUAGGAGCCGCUCUGUUUAUUGGAUGGGCAGGAGCCUCACUGUGCAUAAUUGGUGGUGUCAUAUUUUGCUUUUCAAUAUCUGACAACAACAAAACACCCAGAUACACAUACAACGGGGCCACAUCUGUCAUGUCUUCUCGGACAAAGUAUCAUGGUGGAGAAGAUUUUAAAACAACAAACCCUUCAAAACAGUUUGAUAAAAAUGCUUAUGUCUAAAAGAGCUCGCUGGCAAGCUGCCUCUUGAGUUUGUUAUAAAAGCGAACUGUUCACAAAAUGAUCCCAUCAAGGCCCUCCCAUAAUUAACACUCAAAACUAUUUUUAAAAUAUGCAUUUGAAGCAUCUGUUGAUUGUAUGGAUGUAAGUGUUCUUACAUAGUUAGUUAUAUACUAAUCAUUUUCUGUUGUGGCUUUCUAUAAAAAAUAAACAGUUUAUUUACAGGAUUUGUAAAAUGUUUUCUACAUUUAUAUAGAACAUGAAAAGCAUUUAGUACCAAAGGUUCAAGAAGUAUUCGUACUCUAGCCUUUUUAAUCAUUCAUAGAUAGAAGUCUUUGUACCCACUCCUUAUGUUUCUUUUCAUUCAUAAACAGGUGUAUAAGGAACAAUGUCUUAUAAACAGCAUGGGGGCAAUCUGAGAAUAUUCCUCAAAAGGUGUCCAGGUUAAAUAGACAUGUUACUGGCUGCACACAGGCAAAUUCUAGUUUGUUUUUUUUAAGUAUUCUACAACAUUUAUUUAAAAAGGUAAAUCUUUUUGUUGAAGCAGCAAGUUAUCUGGUAGAACUUAACUUCUACAGGAUCAGAGAGGAUCUUGCUCAUUCAUGGCCAUAUCCACAUGCCCAUGGCCACUCAGUAGAUUGUUGAAAAAGCAAAGCCACACCAUUCUCUUUGAUGUAUGCAGAGAGUUACGUAGCAGGGGAUGUUCUCUGAUUUAUUCCACUGGCACCAUUAGUGAAUAUUUAGUUGUUUUCAUAAACGAUGCUGUGAUGAAGACUCAUGUACAUAUUUAGCAAAUUUUGGUUUCUUACAUGUGCCUGUCAUGACUGUAAUUCAUUAUGACUGCUCCAGGAAGGGCUAAUGGGGCCAAUAUAUUAUUGCCUGUCAUGUGGCACAUCCAUGUUAAGGGGCUGAGGCGUCCCUGGCACGGAAUGCAGAGCCCUGAGCUAGGGCAUCAGCAGAAGCUGAGAUAGAGAUAUUGGUCAUGGUUGACUGAGGAGCCAAUUAAAACCUGUUUAUGCCUAGUGUUCCAUUAUUGGAACACUAAGCAUGUGGGAGUUAUUUAUAUCCUACUGCUCAAGGUCAUCGCCAAGGUGUGAUUGGAAAAAUUCAAAAAAUUGCAACCUCAGGCAUAAAUGGGUUAAGGACAUCCCAAGCCCAAGUGGUACGUGCCUCACUCAGAACUGACGGGCCGAGUUCUAUCUAGGUGUGUCUUCCAGAACCUGUUUACGGCUAACUGGAUAACUGAGAGACUUGUCAUUUCUAAAGACAUUUAAGUUGCUCCAGGGAUUUCUGAAAAAAGACACAGGCUUCUUCCUAGAGCCAGCCCUAUAUAACAUGCCCACAAGGGCAACAGUUAUCACAGUUCAUACACACCUUUCAUGUCCUGUCUCACUCACUCCUCACAGCCAUCCUAGGAGAUACAUAUUGUUUUCAUCCUGCAUUUACAGAAAAAGAAAUGAAAACAGAGAGCUUAAAUAAUUUGCCACAGUAAUGUCGAAACUAGGCCUUUGAACCAAGGCAGUCUAGGGUAAAAUAUAGUUUCAAAGUAUGAAUAAGAAUUGGUAUUUGUGUUAUCUUUGAGUAAGAAACUGUCCGAUAUGAAUCACAACGUGGGUGAAUGUAGUAUUUUCCUGAAGUGUGAAAGACUUAAAAAAAAGAAUCACAUUGUUCAGAGGUGCUCAAUGGAAAGAAAAGGAAAUGAACAAGUUUGUUAAAAGAUAAAAAAUAAAAAAAAUUCCAUACCUUGA
Molecule: messenger RNA, 5543 nt
Organism: Homo sapiens (human)
Lineage: Eukaryota; Metazoa; Chordata; Mammalia; Primates; Hominidae
Gene: CLDN10
Product: claudin 10
Exons: 6
Coding region: 3286-3798 (170 amino acids)
Cellular component (GO): bicellular tight junction; cytoplasm; membrane
Molecular function (GO): structural molecule activity
Source: RefSeq, a predicted model, not a curated record